CCGGCGACCACACACACACACACACACACACGCACACACACACACGGGCAGACAGCCGCCGCUUCGGGGAAGAUGGAGGAUGGUGUGGCAGUGGCGGAGCGGACCUCCAGCCCGCAGCGACCCCGCUGCUGAACGCAGCCCUGACCUCUCAGCCCUUUCUACUAAGUCGUUCAACUCACCGGAACCAGGCAGCCAUGAACCCCCAGGAGACAGAGCUCGGCCAGGAGGUCACGGAGGAGGCCGAUGCGCCGCAUCGCCAUCGUCACAAUAACCACAGCGGCCGCUCCCGUAACCACAGCAGCCAGGAAAAGCGCUACAGACGCGUUGAAGCCCCUGCUGGAGGCAGCGCCGGCAGCAGAGCGAGGGUUCCCCAGCAGCGCAGGCCGCAGGAGGAGCAGGAUGUGGAGGUGCAACAAGGGGCUCAGGGGUCUCCGCAGCCCCGGCAGCCCAUUCCCCGACCCGCGGUGACGCGUUACCGCCGACAGGGGGACAGCGAGGCCCGGAUCAGAGCCCAGCAGCAGAGGCACAGACAGAGGCAGCAGAGGGAGGCGGAGAGGGCUCAACAGCUGGCACGGCAACAGGAGAAGCAGCACCGCGCUGAGAUGAGCCGGGAAGACGAACGAGAGAGAGACGACUCGGUGCUCGCCCGCUCAGCGAGCACCGAGAGCGGCUUCCACACUCACACCGACCGGGCAGAGGGGGACGAUGGCCUGGUGAUCAUGUCUCACGAGCCGGAGGGGCAGCCGGAGGUUGAGGACGAGGCGGGGGACUACGCGGUCCAGCUGCGGCCGGAGGCGGAGGGCUACACUGAGAGUGCCGAGGCUGAACAGCAGCACCUCCAUCUACACCCUAACCAUCCUCCUCAGGCCGCGCCACGUGAACCCCUGCCUGACAUCCAGGACCUGCACAGGCCGGCCGAAGCAGAGGAGAUGCUGAGCGCUGGCUACUCCAACUACGUCUACACCACCGGAGGAAGGGCAGAGGUGUCCGCCGGCCAGAGCUUGGAGAGUUUAGAUGGCGCCCUGGCGGACGAAGCCUACUCCGAUCCGUACGACAUUUACUCUCUCUCAGAGCACGUUUACGAGGAAAUCCGCGACGCUCCCGCGUCAGUUUCGUCUGCCGCAGGCGAGGACACUGAGUCACUCAGACAGAGGCGCGCCGGCUUUCAGCUGCUGGAAGGCCGGUCGGGAGACGGGGACUACCAUCAACAGGAGGCGGUGGGUUCCCGUCUCCGUCACUAUGACGAGCGCUCCGAUGGAGAGUCGGACAGCCCGGAGAAGGAGGCCGAGUUUGCCCCGUACCCGCGCGCCGACAGCUGUGACCGCGAGGAGGACAUCGACAGCAUCGUGGCGGAGGUCAAAGAAAGCCUGAGCUCUCAGAGUCUCCACCGUGCUCUGGAGGACACCAUAGAUGAAGAGAAUGAGCGUCAGCAGGGUGAAGAAGUUACCCCAAGACACGAGUGCCAAACUGACUCAGACAGAAACCACAAAUCAUCCAGCCCAGCGAAGCCAGCCGGCAAAGAGGCCGCGAGCCCCUCAGAGGAGCUUGUAGCAGUGAGGAACAGUCAGGAGAAGAGGGACGCCAUAUCCCUGGCCAUCAAGGACAUUAAGGAGGCCAUAGAGGAGGUGAAGACCAGAACGGUGAGAUCUCCAUACACACCGGAUGAGCCCAAGGAACCCAUUUGGGUAAUGAGGCAGGACCUGAGCCCCACUGCAGAGUGUGACCUGACGCCAUCGCUGGGGGGUGAUUCCCCGGGGUCGAGCUCGCCCUCCCCGCCAGGAGCCGAGUCAUCCACUAGACAUCUGCUGCAAGAAGACAGCUUUGAAUCUUCCCCCUCUAGUAAAGAGUCCCGGAGAAGCCUCGCGUCCUUCCCCACGUAUGUAGAAGUCCCAGGCCCGUGUGACCCGGAGGACCUGAUCGACGGGAUCAUCUUCGCAGCCAACUACCUGGGCUCCACCCAGCUGCUGUCCGAUAAGACCCCGUCCAAGAACAUCCGCAUGAUGCAGGCGCAGGAGGCCGUCAGCCGCAUCAAGACGGCCCAGAAAUUAGCCCACAACAGGAAGAAGGCCCCUGAGGGAGAGCCUCAGCCCAUGACCGAGGUGGAUCUCUUCAUCUCCACCCAGAGAAUCAAAGUCCUCAACGCCGACUCGCAGGACACCAUGAUGGACCACCCUCUGCGGACCAUCUCUUACAUUGCCGACAUCGGCAACAUCGUGGUCCUGAUGGCCCGGCGCAGGCAGCCUCGGCCCGACUCCCAGGAGAACGUGGAGGCCUCGGACGGGGGUCACGAGAGCAAGCGGCAGUACAAGAUGAUAUGCCACGUGUUCGAGUCUGAGGAUGCCCAGUUGAUCGCCCAGUCCAUCGGGCAGGCCUUCAGUGUGGCUUACCAGGAGUUCUUGCGAGCCAACGGCAUUAACCCCGAGGACCUGAGCCAGAAGGAGUACAGUGACUUGCUCAACACUCAGGACAUGUACAACGAUGACCUCAUCCACUUCUCUAAGUCGGAGAACUGCAAAGACGUGUCCAUAGAGAAAGCCAAGGGGGACAUUCUGGGCGUGGUCAUUGUGGAGAGCGGCUGGGGCUCCAUCCUGCCCACUGUCAUAAUCGCCAACAUGAUGCACGCCGGGCCGGCUGAGCGCUCCGGCAGACUGAACAUAGGGGACCAGAUCAUGUCCAUUAAUGGGACCAGUCUGGUGGGACUGCCACUGUGCACCUGCCAGAGCAUCAUCAAGGGUCUGAAGAACCAGUCUGGGAUCAAGCUAAACAUUGUCAGAUGUCCCCCAGUGACCACCGUACUCAUCAGAAGGCCAGACCUCCGCUACCAGCUGGGCUUCAGUGUGCAGAACGGCAUUAUCUGUAGCCUUAUGCGCGGGGGCAUCGCAGAGCGCGGCGGCGUCCGAGUGGGUCACCGCAUCAUCGAGAUCAACGGCCAGAGCGUGGUGGCCACGCCCCACGAGAAAAUAGUCAACAUCCUGUCCAACGCCGUGGGAGAGAUCCACAUGAAGACGAUGCCGGCAGCCAUGUACCGCCUGCUGACCGCCCAGGAGCAACCCGUUUACAUUUGACAAGACAAAGCUCUGACCCCCCCGGACCACUCACCCCUCUCCCCCCUUUCUCCACAGUAGUGAGUUGUUAGCAUGAUGAUUCUGUUGCUCAGUUGCUCUACAAGAACGUAGACAUCCAACCAUCCAUCUGCUGUCACUGGCUCUUACUUUGGAGACCUGUACAAUUGGUAAAAGAGCGUUCGGACAUGAUGCAUUCAGACACCCAAAAGAGAACAAAAAGAUCCCGGUUCACUGUUAUUGUUAAAAACAAACAUGGUGAAAACAAUUCUUUAAUGUAGCUUACAUUUUCCAGCCACUGAGACAAUUUUGGUCAUUGUUAAAUAAGAAGAGUGAGAACUUCUUACACACUAGAAACCUUAAUGAGCGGGAACAGAAGCCUGAUUGUGAAAUUCAUCUGCCCAUUCGACCCCUGACCCCUGACCCCUGACUGUACCUUCGGCCAUGCCGCUAUUUCACUGUCAGGCCUUUGCCUGUGUCUUGUUGUCUGUUUUUCAUGCUGUCGCUCCAUCUUUCGGGCCGAGCUUGGCUUCCUUUUCAGCUCUCCCUUCUCUCUGCUGUUACCCACUCCGAAUACUGCACCCCGGGCCCUUUGCACCACCCAGGGCUCUCCACAGGAGGGUGUGUGGCUCAAUCCUGCUGAAAUUAUUUCACAUUCCAACUCCUUUUUUUGCACGUCAUAUUUCCCGCUGAAACGAUAGCCGCUGUCUCCGUUUUGGCUUUCGUUGCCGUCUCUUCUGUACGUUGCACUAGCAGGAGCUCUGUUCCCUUACAGUGUUCAACCAGCUUGACUCACACGGGACCCCACCUAGGUCCAGGUUUGUUGCACAAACUGCAUGGUUUAAAUAAUCCCAGGCUAUUAUCGUCAACAUCUGUGACGAGAGACUAGAAGAGGGGAACGAUAAUCGCUGAUAUAUCAGCAUGAAGUUGAACCCCACUUGAUUAUUCGCAUUAAGCAAAACAACCGUUGGCCAUGUUGGGGCGGGGGCCGGGUCCAGCACGUCGUCCUUCCGCUACCGCCGUCUUGCUGCUCGAUGCUGUGCAGAGAGGCAGCUUGCGGCAUAGUUUGCUGGAACCACCAACGUUAAACGGGAGCUGGAUGAAACGAUAAAACCAGACUCAUCCUCACUUGUCAGAUUGCAAACUGGAAACCAGAUUCCAACCAGUGUGUAUUCCACCAAUUGUUUUCAAUGGCAAACCUGGGUGUGUAUUUUGCCCCGGAAGUACGACGUGUAUGACCUGAUGCUAACAUCUAAUACUAUCAGAAUAACGGAAUACCUCGCUAUUUGAAUCCGAUCAACAAUCCACUAAAGGCUUUUAAACUCCAUUUGCACCUCUUUAAAUGUUUUCACUCUGUUGUCUUUGUCAUGACUACUUACCCGCAGAACGCAAAUAAUACACAGCAAAGAAAUGGCAGAGUUUUUGUAAAGGCAAACAGUGGUGGUGCAGAACGUUCCUCAUCGUGUACAACAACGCAGAGACUUUAUGACUCCUUCCAACCUUGAUGAACCCAGCACAGACCAGAUCCACUCCUCCGAGUUCCUUUCACAAUAAAAGCACUACACACCCAAAGGAAACACGGAGAGUAGCGUUAGUCUGUCUAAGUGUACCUUAGUUAGAUUAAUUCUCUAAUUCACACGGGUGUCAACAUGAUUCCGGUGAUCUGUCCUCUUCCUGCCCAAAUCAAGUCUUCAACCGUCGCAAAUUGUCAUACUAGUAUGUAAAGUUUAUGAAGUGAAAAAAUAUUUUGCAUUUAGGAGGAGUCAUCAUUCCCUGGUGUUUAAAGGAGAAUAAACCCCCAAAACACCUAUUUUGACAUCACCUCUUCCUGGUCUAUUCCAAUGACCUUUGUGACCCCUGACCUUGGUUUGGUGACUUCAGGCUCGCAGGCAAACACCACCUUGUUGUGCUUUUCAUCUCUUUCUUUAUCUAACUGGUAUUAUUGGUUUUGGCAGUUGUAGAAUAAUUGGACCUUUUCAAAAACACCAAUCUAUGAAUUAUCAAUAGUUUAAAAAGAUGAAUCCUUGCAUUGGAAUUCAAGUGAAAUAACGGCAUUAUCGGUCCAUUAUACCUUUACAUAAAGAUGGAAAGGUGACGCUUUUUUAUCUUCUUUCUCCAAUUUUUCUAAUUUGAAUGUUUUGGGGGAAUGUUUUUUUUUGUGUAUUCUUACACAAAAUCACAUUUGAAUGUUGCUUAUAAUAACUGCCUAACAAUGACAUCAUGGCUGUCCCCAUAAAUGACUGUUCUGAUGAUUGACAUGAUUUAGCCCAUUUAAUAGUACCACAAACAUUUUCAGCCAUUUUCUAAAUAUAUACUUUUAUUAAUAUCGCUCCUGGAAAUGUUGUGAAAAUACUUGAUUAGCAACAACAAGUCACCAGCCGCAACCUUCUUUCAUCCGUUUUCACAGAUAAAAAAGAUUACAAGAAUGAUUUUCUUUCCACUUGUCUCUCAGGGCUUCGGUACGAAUCAACAUGAACUCACAAUAAGUAACGAGGGCUCUUUGGAGAAGAGAGAAUGUGAAUUACUGUGAAUGUUUUGGUUUGUGUGCAUCCUUGAAGAUGCAAAGUACGUUUUGGUUCAAACAGAUGCAUCAACUAUUACUGAAGGUGAAUUAUAAACCUUAAAAAGAUCUGAGUUGUCCCUUCUGAAGAAGAUGCCGUUCUAAUAAUAAUAUAUAAUAUUGUGUCUUUUGGCACUGGUUGAUUGUCUUUGGCUAUUAGGUUCUGCAUAUUUAUUCUACUCAAACAUUUAAGCUACCUGUAGGGAUUAAUUGAUUAAGCUGAAGAUGUGUACAUUUAUUGCAGCCACAUAAUGCUCUAUGUCAAAUAUAGGUGAGAAAUAUGAAAAAGAUGGUGACAGCAUGUCCUUCUUCGCACAAACAACAACAAUAUGACCUUUGACUUCACGUGACUGGUGCUUACUGGUUUCUUUUGCACUAUAAGUAAACAAGUCAAAGUCUUCAUGAGCAACCUAAUCUUCAAAGGACUUAAGACUCCUUCUGAAGGCCGUUCAGGUCGUUUCCAAUCGACUUGUCUUUGAACCGAAUGUAUCCGCCCACACCGACCCCCCCAGAUUCCAAAAACCCGCCGCUUAUUCCCACGUUGUGACCCCAUCAACGGAUCUCAUCUUGGCCUUACUGCUAUUACUUCUUAUGAUGUUUGGGCUGACAGUGUGGGGGGCAACAGGGGCAACAGCAGCCAUUUGUGGGGACCUUCUCUGGAGCCACGCGCUUCAUGCUCUACCGUUCUUACUGCUUGUGUGGUGUGUGCGUGGCGUGCGAUUACAACCAAUGUACUCCGUGUUCAAACAAAAACCAGCUGGAUAUAUAAAAUACACCCGUAGAUGAACUAUAUAGACGACUCCGUAAAGGUACGUAGGUUUCUGGAUGUGGAAUGUAGGAAAGCUGGUUGUGUGUGGAAUGACAUUUGUGUGUACAUAUAUACAGCUAGAGCACAAGAUCAUUUAAAGUGCGUGCGUGUGAUAUUUUCCCUCCAUAGUGCGUCAGAGACUGUAGGCUAGUGUGACACGACGAAGCCAACCAAGGCAACGAGACCUGGACGCUGCCGCCGGGUUUGGCAACAAGUAUUUAUAAGUGCACUCAUUUUGAAUGUAACUGAAACGUUAACUCUCAAUGUGUCUGAAGAUUAAAAGUAACAAAAAAAAAACUACAAUAAAAAUACCAUUUCUGUAAUGCAGCAGCGAUGUUUAUUUAUCUGCUCGCUUUCUUUUAUUUCUGUGAUGUUCUAGCUAUUGGCGCUACAUUCCUGUACCAGAGCCAGAAUGUUUGUAACAGUAUUUACAACAAUAAACAAGUUGCAGAAAGAC
Molecule: messenger RNA, 6887 nt
Organism: Gasterosteus aculeatus aculeatus (three-spined stickleback)
Lineage: Eukaryota; Metazoa; Chordata; Actinopteri; Perciformes; Gasterosteidae
Gene: apba1a
Product: amyloid beta (A4) precursor protein-binding, family A, member 1a
Biological process (GO): chemical synaptic transmission
Cellular component (GO): plasma membrane; cytoplasm; dendritic spine
Molecular function (GO): protein binding; amyloid-beta binding
Source: RefSeq, a predicted model, not a curated record